Molecule: messenger RNA, 3680 nt
Organism: Suillus bovinus
Lineage: Eukaryota; Fungi; Basidiomycota; Agaricomycetes; Boletales; Suillaceae
Exons: 4
Coding region: 342-3680 (1112 amino acids)
Source: RefSeq, a predicted model, not a curated record
UAAAAAUCCCCCUGAAAUGUUACUAAGCGAGCAUAGGCUUCUCAUCCUAACAAGGCCAAAUACCCCACUGCUUCGCCAGUACGGCUCCAACAAGACAUUGUCGAAGCUGAAACCAAGCUGAAACGACUUAAAUUUAUUAACAGGAACACCAUGACCUUCGUUUAAUUUUACUGCCUACUUGCCAUGUCGCCCAUCAUGGCAUAUAUCUGUCGUGCCUCUUACCUGGGUAAUCAUCCGCUACACCAUCGUUGUUUCUGGUAUCUGUCACUAUCUCUACCCGCUUGAUCUUAUCAGCCAUUUGUUCCUCAGCUCUCCCUGUUAUUCAGCCAAAAAAUUACAGCAUGGCGCUUCAAUCUCGUCCAGUGCCUAUGAACGCUUCGUCGCAUCACUCUAAGGUCAAGGUGUCCCUGACGCUAUCUGACCCCAUAUUUGUUGCUGGAAAUAAUAUUUCUGGAAAGAUGGAAGUUGAAUGUCUCGGAGAUGGUGAAUUCGGUCUUGGAAUUGGUCUCAUGAUGGUUGAAUUAUUCGCCGUUCAAGAAAUUACGUCUCGUGACUGCUCAGGCACUUCCACCUUUAUCCAUUCCCGCAGGCUGUUCCAAGGACCAGGACUCCCGCCCUCGAAUGCGAUCCAAACUGACUUCAAUCUUCCACCUGGAGAAUCGACCCUUCCGGCCCAUUACUACCCUGCACGUCGUGGUCUCACUACAUUUUUCUUUCGCUUUCCUCUCCCGCCUUUGUCCCCCGCCUCAAUAUCAUUUGGUCCUGCUCAAAUACGUUACGAAAUACGAGCAAGCGUUGACGUUGCUUGGAGAGGAGAGAAACGCCUUGUGACUGAUCACCAAUACGUCAAUGUAGUCGAACAUUUCGAUAUACAAGCACCGUCGAAACGCCCUCAAGGUUUUGCUAUCGCCGAGGGUGGAAACAUUUGGGCCCAAGCUUUCGUCACGAAUGGUCCCAUUAUCGCUGGAGGGGUCGCUUGUGUCGACUUACAGCUGAAGAAUCAUUCGGUCAACUGGACGUGCGGAGUCACACUCACACUUUCUCGUGAACUUCGACUGCUGUCACCUUCUGUGGAUAAGGACAUGUUUAAGAUAACCGACACAGUCACCGAGGUCGAGUUCAGGGGUCACGAAUAUAUGGUCCCUCCUGGCGUUGAGGGCGUUGCUAACUUGGUGAUUAAUAUUCCCCUGUCUUCCCGUGGAUCUCAUGGCGGUGCUCGCGUCAGUGAGGUUGGAACCACAACCGAUUGUUUGUUUGAAGUUUGCUGUAACCUGAGACUCCGGAUCGAUAUGCCUAUUGGGAGCGAGCCUGUCAUAAUUAUAAUUCCGCUGUUCAUUCACCAUCCUUUGGCCGUACCUCAAGCACACACGCCACCCUACGCCAUCCCUGCAACUUCACCACAGCCGUAUGCAUCACCCCCUACACACCCUUAUCUGCUCCCACCGUCUCCUGACGUGGAUCCUCAUUUUUCAUCACAGCAAUACGACCUACUACAUGCGUACUGGCCACCACCAUCUCAAAGUGCAGAUUAUAAGCCUUUAACUCCUGCAUUUUCGGAGCAGUACUCUCCUCGGGAUUUAUCUUCAUCUAAUCCACACUUCCAGCACUAUACACCACUACUGCCUCGACCAGCAUCAAUCGAACCUCACUCCCAGAUGCCGUAUUAUGAUACAGGCUUACCAUCAGGACUUCCUAUCUCAGCAGCUCUGCUUCCCCGUCCACCUAUCUCAUCUUGCCCUCCACAGGCUGCUGAAAGCAGCCCUCAGCACCUCACAGAUUUGGAAGAGGGCAAAGGCGCUCGUGCAUCCCGCAUCUCCCGAACUCUGCGUCUAUCUUCUCGACACCGCUCAGUCUCGCCGCUAUCGCACAGGUUUUCCUUGCCUCAGCCCUCUGCUCAGUAUGUGUCCCCUAGUCGUCCGCACCCCAGUGCAAUCCAGAUUCCCACCCUUCCUAAUCCUCACGAUUCUCAAGGUGUAUUACACUCACCACGCCCCAUCCCAUCACCAAAACAGUCCUACUCAGGCCCUUCUCCACGCAGCGAGAAUGUGUGUGCCCUGGAACGCAUGGCAGACGAAGUCGGCAAGCAUAGUGGCGAUCUAAGUGCAGAUCUUCCAAAGUCUACUGAUUACUCUGCGCCCAAGCCUGAGUUGGAGCCCAAUUGGUCCCCUCCACCGACGGCACCACUUGCAGCUAUCACUCCUGUCAAGUUCCCUCGCGCACCGACUGAGUUAUCUGGCCUGAGCAUUAAGUACGUCAAGGGCGCUCUGCAGGAGAGCGGUCUGGACGCCCUCGAGCGGCGCCUGCUCGCAGAGGUAGGGACACGCUGCCAGGAUGCAAGUGAGCUGCGUCCGGAUGUGUGCAGCGUGGUGCAGCCAAUUAAGAUUCCGGCCAGUGAGGCUCCCGCAGGUGUGAAUAGCAGCACCAUAUCGAGCCUGACGCUUGCAGAUCAUGACGCUUUCCCACGAAGUGGCGAGGACGAGCGGGAACGGGACCAGGACCAGGACCAUGAUUCAGACGAGAGGACACAGCACCGAGGUGGCCGUCACAGUCAGAGUGACGAUGAAUGCGAGGUGCGCACUCAGAGGGGAUGGAGGAGAAUAAAGGGUAGGCAUAACGAGGAAGAUGACGAAAGGCAGGUCGCGCAGAAGCGGGAAUGGAAGCAGAGGAGAGGCAAGGAGGGUGAUGUGCGGAAACUGCGUAGUGAAGUUAAAGGGCGGAUUGCGGCAUGGUUAGGGGAAAUCGACACAAGCCCACCGCUUGUGGAUGAUUCAUUAUCUACGAUGUCGCCCACUACGUCCCGCUUCGUUCCCACCACUGAUAACAAGCCUUUCGUGCCACCGCCAUCGUCGGGCGAUCAAAAAAUUGGAGGAAUAUCAUUCGGCGACAACGUUUCUGCAGCUCCCAAUCCGUGCUCAUCUGGCUUUGUGACUAUUUCUACGCUCAAGGAUGCUAGCACUCGAUAUUGUGCUGCGCCUGCACCAGAAUAUAUGCAUGGUAGCUUCGAUGCAGAAAAGAAAUAUUUUGCCACGGAGUCGUUGGCACCAGGUCCAAUAUUGAGAAGGAUGUCCACGGGCCAGUCAACACCUAUGGGUUCUCUUCUGAGUGUACCGCUUGCAGGACCGAAAUCCCCCGAUAUUGCAAGGGCUGAUCCCAUAUCCACAGUCACUCGCCAUUUCUUGUCGCCUCAUCACUUGCGCCAUUCACCUCAACCGCCUGGCCCAGAGGUGAAGUAUGACGUCCACUCUGCACGCGGAGGGAAAGGUGGCAGGGUCACUGAAGUCGCUUCGCUGUGGGCAGCAAAAGCAGAUACGACUCCAAAUAGGGCUUCUCAGCUCGUGAAGAAACCUGUUAACCAUGGGCGAAAAUUGCCCGUCAAGUCCCAUGGUCCGGCCGAUACGAGUAGGGAGGGACGCGGGAAGGCCACCAAAGCAACAACAGUCCCUGCUGUUAUUUCAUCGUCUCAUGCUGUGCCCAUGCUUUCAUCUACCGCUUCUCUUGCUCGUGCAUCACCCAACACCCAGACUCUAGCGACACGCCCUCUACCUCCAAUGAUUUCGGAGACAAUAUCAAAUCUUACAAGUGUUGUUAAGACUCCCAUUCCCGGAGUUACUCGCACCCAUGGUGACCUUGGAUUUGGCCAGGCGCGUCUCAGGGACUUAAUCAAGAAAUAUCAAGGAUAA